AUGGCGCGAGCCUCGACAAGACGCAGCACUCGCAUAACCACUCAGCGUCAGCAGAUCGUUUUGUGUAUCCAUCUUGCAAACUCAUCCACUUACCACACAGAACAAACGCCACCCCCAGCCCCCAGACCCACCCGACGUCGAAAAGCGGCCCUCCAGACAGAAUGCAUGACCGACCAGGUCAAACCACCUCGUCGGUCGACCAGAAUCACUCCCACUGAACUUGUUAAACGCGAAUCAGCAUUGGAGCAAAGGGAGGCCGAAUGUAGUCUCCGCAUUGCCGAACUCGACGCCCGUUCUGCUGCCAUCUUCAAACGAGAGCAGGAGGCGGACGCCAUCCUUUCUCAAGCCGCCAUUCGUGAAUCUCAAGCAGUUUUGUCGAUACUUGAAGAGCAUUUUACUUGUCCAUUAUGCUACGAAAUUAUGGCCCAACCCUAUUCGCUCAAUCCCGGCCAAUGCGGUCACACAUUUUGCGCUCUCUGCAUCCUUCGCCAUUUCUUCUCCCGCUUGCAUAAGGCAUGCGGUGGCUGGCACGAGUCAGUCGACUGUCCCAUGUGUCGCAGUCUCCUCGUUAUCACCCCAGAUCGUGUUCCUCGCCUCGAUAUCACAUUCCCAUUCGUCCCAAACCGCACAGCUGCCGUUGCCUGUGAAGCGCUCAUCAAUCAGCUCGCAACUUCCUCCUUUUCGACACCAGUCAUUAAGCGCGAACCCAGUGAAACAUCUUGGUCUAGCGAUAUCAGUGCAGAAUGUCAGUGGGGUCAGAAGAAGGGCAGUAAGACAAAGGAAGAAGAAGAAAUGGAAUUGCAGACCCAGUCGGAUGGUGAAAGUGCAUUAGCGGGUUGGCGUGAAGGUGGACAUUUGAGAACGGAUUGGAUCAGGAAAGACCGGGAGGGCAAACAUGAGAUGGUCAACCUCCUGAGCUGUUGGACCACAAUGCAACCCAAAGAUUUUAUCGAGCUCAAACACAAAUAUGGCGUUUGA
Molecule: messenger RNA, 978 nt
Organism: Mycena indigotica
Lineage: Eukaryota; Fungi; Basidiomycota; Agaricomycetes; Agaricales; Mycenaceae
Product: RING finger domain-containing protein
Exons: 4
Coding region: 1-978 (325 amino acids)
Source: RefSeq, a predicted model, not a curated record